AUGGCACCGUUGUCCAUCUUGAUCGUUGGUUGCGGCAUAGGUGGCCCCACGCUUGCUUCUUUUCUGCUACUUUCUUCCCAUGACUCGCAACAGAGACCUAGGAUCACCAUCCUUGAAAGAUCUACAACACAUGCACGGGGUCAGAACAUUGAUGUCAGAGGCGCAGGUGUGACAGUCAUUCGCAAGCUUCGGCUCGAAAACGCAAUCCGCUCAGCCACCACGGGCGAGGAAGGUACAAAAUUCGUGGAUGCAGACAACCGAGUAUGGGCUGCUAUCCCGGCAGACAAGUCUGGCCGUGUCCAAACGGGAACAAGCGACAUCGAGAUUCUGAGGGGACGGCUCGCGGAUCUCUUAUAUCGGAGAAGCAAGGACGUGAGCCAAGAACUGGAAGAUGAGGGUGGAGAAGGUAUAGAGUAUAUCUUUGGCGAUUCCCUGGAAGGAUUGGAGCAGGACAGCGAAAAAGUGCAUGUACGCUUCGCUAAGAAUGGCGAAAGAAGGACUUUUGACUUGGUGGUCGGAGCCGACGGCCUUCAAAGUCCAACACGCAGGUUGGGAUUUGGACAAAAUGGUGACCACGAGAGGGUGAAGCAACUUGGGAUGUAUGGCGGAUUCUUCAGCAUGCCAAAAGGCUCCACGGACAGUGAUUGGAGGCGCUGGUUCCAUGCGCCUGGAAGGAGGGGGAUAAUGGUGCGACCGUCCGAGGUGAAUGGUAUGUCGACCGUAUUCAUGAGCAUCAUCAACGAGAAAGAUAAAAGGUUCGCCGAGGUUGCAGUAGGCGGACAUCAAGGCGUCGACAGUCAGAAGGCGUUGCUCAGGGAGUACUUUUGGGAUGCUGGCUGGGAAAGUAGGAGGAUCAUCAAAGAGAUGGAGGCCGCCGAUGACUUCUACUAUGCCAUGGUGGCGCAGGUCAAAAUGGAUAAGUGGAGUAACGGAAGGGUUGUGCUACUGGGGGAUGCUGGAUAUUGCGCAUCACCUAUUUCAGGCAUGGGCACAACAUUGGCCAUGGUUGGAGCAUACAACCUCGCAGGUGCUCUGACCCGAUUCCCCAGUGAUCAUACGGCUGCAUUCGCCGAAUACGAGGAGAAGAUGCGGCCAGUUGUCGAACGGGCACAAAAGCUAGCUCCAGGUGCUCCAUAUGUCCUUGCCCCGGAAACAGCCUGGGGAAUUUGGGUGCUGCAUGCAUUCUGCCUCAUGAUCAAUUACUCCAGAAUAGGCUUGCUGCUAGCCAUGAUCUGGGGCCCGCCAGCGAACGCGGUGCCCGUUGAAGAUUAUGGAUUCAAGCAAUUGGCUGAGUGGUCGCCUCAGACUUGA
Molecule: messenger RNA, 1311 nt
Organism: Exophiala viscosa
Lineage: Eukaryota; Fungi; Ascomycota; Eurotiomycetes; Chaetothyriales; Herpotrichiellaceae
Product: oxidoreductase
Exons: 2
Coding region: 1-1311 (436 amino acids)
Molecular function (GO): FAD binding
Source: RefSeq, a predicted model, not a curated record